Hermetia illucens (black soldier fly) is the source of this 4118-nucleotide messenger RNA. It is a transcript of the gene side, whose product is annotated as hemicentin-1. The coding region runs from base 1140 to 3653 and encodes 837 amino acids. The record is from RefSeq and is a predicted model, not a curated record. The transcript is spliced from 18 exons. Lineage: Eukaryota; Metazoa; Arthropoda; Insecta; Diptera; Stratiomyidae. Gene Ontology annotation, molecular function: protein binding.
GAUGUUAGGAGCACCCAGUUCGCAGUCGGAUCGCGCUGAAGCCGCAAGUCCCACGUAGCAAUUCGGGGGUGAUUCGCCGUCUUGGCCGCUAUCGCUGCCGCGAAAUCCGUAUCUGAGAUACUGCGAGCCAUCCGUUAAUCCGCGUGUGAAUCUCGCGAACGGGGCUGCCAGUGGGCCUUCGGUCGCGUGGCUGGGACGCUCGCACCCGGGACGUCGUGGUGCCCUAUCAAGGUGAUGCUAGCAAGUGUAGUGCGCUCUAUUUCGAGUGGCGAUGAGGAAACCACAAUCAGCGCGUUGCGUACCAUUCCUAGUGCGUUUCUUGUGUGCUUCUAAAAAUAGGCUCGCGUAGCCCAAGGAGUGGAGUUGAAAGUGGGAUUGGCCGGUGGUCAACGAAGUGGUGCGUUACGCAUCAGGCAUGUGGCGCGUGGGAGUGCGUGCUGACUGAACAAUGCUGCCCGGAUUCUGGUUAAGUGGAUUAUGUUGAGUGACCUGCGGGUGGAUUGAUUCACGGCGCCGCUGAGCGCUUCGGAUUUAUAGCAGCGCGGCCACAUCACAUCACGUUUGCAGACUUCAGUUCAAGAAAGCCGUACGGUAUUGUGUUCAAAACUGCAUACGACUAUUCAAAAAUUUAUCGGAACAGGAUGCUACAGGAAGUCAAUAUCUUGCGAGUGUGUACAUAUGAGUAUAGCGUCUGAGCUUCAGGACAAGAGAGGAAUUCCUCGUGUUUUAUCUAAUGAAGUAAUCAAUGGAUAUCAACGACGACGAGCUGCAUGACCCGGGAGAAGGAAGAAUGGAAAGUGUUUCUCAUGCUCUCAUUGAAUUAGUGUCAGUGCCGUAAAAGUUUCAUCAAGAUAGAAGGAUACUUCUGAAAGGACACUUUAUCGCCGCGUGAAGUGCAUCAAUUCAUACUCGUAGAUAAGAUUUUAUUUUAGAAUUUAUCAUAUCAAGUCAGUGGCAUGGUCGCUUGCCUUGAAAGUGGUGCGAACAUGUAAGGAGUGUCAUAGUGUAUACCAAAACAUAGUGGUUCGGUGAAGGUGAUGAUGUUUGAAACCCCGUGGCAAGCAGGCGACUCUGAAGACCACAUUUCGAACUCCAAGAAAUUUAGCUAAAAAUUCACUUUCCUAUGUUUGUUAGUUAAAAUGGAAAGGGUGGAUAGGAUUACAAGAUGUCUGUGGAGGAACGCAUCACAUUAUUUAGCCGUUUAUAUAAUUUUAGCUGUUGCCGUGGGAAGAACUGGAUGCGACGAUUCACAGGAUUUUCAGAAAAACAUUCCAGUACGGGUUGUAUGGACAGCAUUAGGUCGAAAUGCGGAUUUACCUUGCGACCUAACCCCGCCAACACCGCACGACUCAGUGAAGCUUCUCCUCUGGUUCAAGGAUACUACAGGCAUCCCGUUGUACAGUUUGGACUCGAGGAAAGGAGACAUCAAACUCGCCACACACUCUGCUAUAGCUAGCGACUUGGGUCAGCGGUUGUUCUUCUCCAUUUCGGAUAAUCCAAAGGAUUCACGUCUUCAGAUCCGAAACGUCAAGACAGCCGAUGGUGGGGUCUAUCGAUGUAGAGUAGAUUUUUUUAAUUCGCCAACUCGAAACUUUAGGAUAAAUUUAACUUUAGUAGUUCCUCCGGAGGAGCCUCGGAUAUUCGACGCUCAAGGCAAGGAGAUAUCGGCCGUAGCGGGGCCAUUUCGUGAAGGAUACGAGCUGUUCUUAUCCUGCCAGGUCAAUGGAGGACGGCCCCUUCCGAAGGUGACGUGGUGGCGAGAUGGAGUUGAGAUCUUCGGGAAAAGCCAGCACUCAAUAGACGAGGGUGUCGCGGCCGUCGUGAGUCCUCUCUUCAUUGGCACCGUGACACGUGAAUUUUUCGGCUCCAAGCUGGAAUGCAGAGCUCAGGGAUCAAAAUUAAUUCCGGCUGUUACUAAGACGGUCACGUUACAAGUUCACUUGAAGCCUCUCCGAGCAAAAAUCGUUACAGCAAAUGACCUGUUAACAGCCGGACAAGCAGUUCCGGUUCGAUGUGAAACGUGGGGUUCGUAUCCGCCUGCCAAAGUGCUCUGGCUGUUGGAUGGAGAGGCUGUCCGAAAUCCGGAUGUAACCGUAUACACCAAUAAAGAGGAUUCCAACAUAACAGUGAGCAUCCUAACACUUAGGGUAACAUCCGAGAAUGAUGGAGCAGAACUCACAUGUCGAGCCUCAAAUCCGUGGUUCUCGGGGGAGUUUGUCGAAGACACCAGAGUUAUUAGUGUAGCAUAUCCACCGACUGUGUCAGUGCAUUUGGCGAACGAGGAUCCGAGCCGCGUGGUGACCAGAGCUGAAGGGCAAAACGUGACGCUAAAGUGCAGGGCGGAUGCCAGACCACCCGUAACAUCAUUCUCGUGGUUCAAAAAUGGAAUGCGGAUGUCUGGUGAGAACAUAGAGACUCUGCAACUAACUUUUUUGGAACGGGAGAGUGCAGGGUCAUACGCCUGCGGCGCAAUGAACACGGAGGGCGAGACAAGGAGCUCCGGACUAACACUCAAAGUGCAGUAUGCUCCGCGAUGCAAGCCUGGAACAGAGCAGACCUCCGUCGGCGCCGUAGAUUCUAGCACGAUUUCGGUAAGGUGCGAAGUGGACGCGGAUCCUCCAGAUUCAGUGCGAUUUAGCUGGACCUACAAUAACACUAGGAAUGUAUCACCGGUAUUAAACUCACGAGUGCAGUCAGAAGGCCUAGUCAGCACCAUGACAUAUCUCCCGCCUACAGACUCCGAAUUCAUCACCCUUGCCUGUUGGGCGAGUAAUAGCGUUGGUCGUCAAACAACCCCGUGUUUAGUCCAUGUUCUGCCUGCCAAGAUACCGGAAGCGCCGAAAUCCUGUGAACUACACAAUGACACGAUUCUGGAAGUGAUUUGCAUCCCGGGCAAUGAUGGUGGUCUUAUUCAGCAUUUCCUAUUAGAAGCAAUCGGUACGGCCGUCACAGAUAGUACGGAAAGCAUGAGAAACAGGAUUCAGGAGUUGGACAGUGAAAACGAGCUAUCCACUAUGAAUGAUCAGGCCACCUCGGCACCUUUGCAUAGGAUACAGGAAGCACAGCCACAGUUUCGGCUGAAUAACUUGGAGCCGGGCCGGGAAUAUCAAUUGUUCGUCUACGCUAUCAAUGCUAAAGGAAGGAGCAAUCCACCGGUUGUGCUAGACAAAGUGCGCGUGUCUCCACAUUUGGGACCAUAUGAUGAAACCAUUUUAUCGGAGGACCCGACACCAGCUGAAACAACGCAUCAGAGCAAUGAGAAACAAUCAACGAUGGUCAUUCUGGCAGCUGUAAUAGCCGGCGCUGCCGUAAUCGUAACGUCAAUUAUAGUGGCCGGCGUGGUAGUCGUUUGCAAGCAACGGCCUAAGCCACCUGAACCCCAGGAAGUCAGAAAGAGAAUGAGGCCUGCGCGAAAGGACGUACCAUCUAUGUACAUAGAAGAAGACGGGUUCAAUGACGAAGACCUUGGACGGCCAGCUGAAAUCCGGCACCACAGUCGUGCUUCAACGGGUCCACGCAAUACUCGAUAUGUAUCGGAAGGAUUCGUUCAGUAUUCACAGCCUAGUCUAAGUGUGUAUGUUACAGAUCCCGACCUGAUAUUGCCCAGAGGUGACGAGUUCACCAGCCCAACGGUAACUAGCGGAGGAGCUUAAGAGGAUAAUUAAACGUUAGGACUAAUUUCUAAUUGCUAAGUGCAUUGUUUGUACUUUUCUCUCAGAAGAGCCUAGACCGUAACCAAAAUAGGAUUAAAUCCAAAAUCCGACUUGAGUCAAUAAUUUUCCAACUAAAUUCUCGAAUGAGGAUACUACCAGGAAGGACGAAAGCUGCGGAGCAAAACUUUUUGAUUCAGCUCUACGUGCGUGCACCUAUACAUACAAAAGCCGGAGAGAACAAUGUUGUAAAUCAAAUAAUUCUAGCCAGUAGGUAGUGUCUAAGCGAAGUAAUGAAAUUAAUUGAAGAAAUAAAAUGCAACAAAUAAAGGAAUAGAAAGCAUUGUGAGAGACGUAAAAGUAAUUUUUUAUUCACGUUUUGAAGUGUGUUUCUAAUAACAUAGCGUUCUGUUACAUUUUAUUGUGUGUUGAUAAGAAAUAAAAGAAAUAAAAUGAGUACGCAUAAGA